Messenger RNA from Nymphaea colorata (pocket water lily), 3195 nucleotides. RefSeq names its product cellulose synthase-like protein G3. Gene Ontology annotation, cellular component: plasma membrane; trans-Golgi network. Gene Ontology annotation, molecular function: mannan synthase activity; cellulose synthase (UDP-forming) activity. Gene Ontology annotation, biological process: plant-type primary cell wall biogenesis; cellulose biosynthetic process. The transcript is spliced from 8 exons. The coding region runs from base 706 to 2919 and encodes 737 amino acids. NCBI's taxonomy places the organism in Eukaryota, Viridiplantae, Streptophyta, Magnoliopsida, Nymphaeales, Nymphaeaceae. The record is from RefSeq and is a predicted model, not a curated record.
CUACCCGUUUCUUGGACUAAUCAAACAUCGCCUAGGUCGGACUUAGUGUAAAAUUCAAAUUUAGUUCUACCAAAUGCAAAACUGAUUCCCAGUUUCGAGUCUUUUGACAUGCAUUUGAACGCAAACGUCCGUCCAAGACGAUAGGCCAAUCUGUUCUGCCUUUCAAUCUCCCUUUUUCUAUGGUUGUUUUUUGUUAUUUAUUUGACAGAUCUGUUCCCCCAAACAAGACUUUAGCUGUGAAGAAAUGGUGGACUUGAUUCAUAGAGGAAAUCUGGAGGCUCGUUCGCAGGGAGCCUAGAUGAUAAUCGGGUAACGAUAGGCCGAUCUGUCUCAGUUUUGAUCUUCUGCAUUGUUCGGCCGUAGAGAAAUGAUGGAUCUGAUAUGUAGAGGAAUGUGGAAGUGCAUCUGCAGAGAGAGCCUAGAUUUUGAGGUCGGUGGCAUGACAUUAUUGGUGGAAUCUAGGGUUUUACUUUUCCUGUGCUAAUUCUUUAUAUAAAAAUCUUUGGCAUUUCAUUUCCACCAACUCCAAUCAAGAUCGAAUCUGUUUCCAGAUGCUGAUCCUAGAAUUAUUCUAAAGGAGGACUCUUCUCCAGUUCCUGUUUUUUUUCUUGCUGGACUCUCUCUCUCUCUUAUUUCUUCAUCCCUACAAUUGCAACCACAGGACUAAUCAGGUCUCCCACUGUAUUGAGUUUUAGAGGUUGGGAAAUGGAGAAGCAACAACUCCCAUUGAACACAAGCCAAUCAGACCCUUUGAUCUGGUUCAAUCGUUUCCACGCCAUAUCCUACACACUUGCUCUGUUUGCCCUCUUCUACCACAGAUCUCUCUCCCUCCUUCGAUCCCCAACCCUCUUCUCCUUCAUCUCGUUCCUCAUCCUGACCUUUGCAGACCUGGUGCUCUCCCUCUUGUGGAUCCUAACCCAGGCCUUCCGCUGGUCGCCGGUCCGGCGCCGCGCCUACGCGGAGAACCUCAAGGCCAGGCUCACCGCACCGGACCUCCCGGCUCUCGACGUGUUCAUAUGCACUGCGGAUCCUUACAAGGAGCCUCCAGUCGACGUCGUGAACACGGCAUUGUCCGCCAUGGCGUUCGACUACCCGGCGGAGAAGAUCUCGGUGUACGUCUCCGACGACGGAGGGUCGAAGCUCACGCUCUUUGCUUUCAUGGAGGCUGCGGGGUUUGCUAGGCACUGGAUCCCCUUCUGCAAGGAGAACAGUGUAAAGGAGAGGAACCCACAGGCUUACUUUGCCAAUGGUGCCAACAGUGGCUUCCCGCACAAUGGGUGGAGGGACUUGCAGGCUAUGUAUGAACGUAUGAAAGCGAGGAUAGAGAGUGCAGUGGAAAGUGGGGAUGUCGCUGUUGAUCAAGUUUCCAGUGUCGAGUAUCGCAAGGCUUUCGAAAGAUGGACAGUUGGAUUUACACGCAAGGACCAUCCUGCAGUUAUUGAGGUAUUGGUGGCAGCAGACAAGGAUACGGACGGUAUGGGGAAUGCCAUGCCAAACAUUAUAUACAUGUCCAGAGAAAAGAGCACGGCUUGUCAUCACCAUUUCAAGGCUGGAGCCCUCAAUUCUUUGCUGAGGGUAUCAUCUCUGAUGAGCAAUGCUCCCAUAAUUCUGAACCUGGACUGCGACGUGUACUCAACUGAUCCUGAGGCGCCGCUCCGAGCUCUAUGUUUCUUGCUGGACCCAGCUCUAUGCAGCAACCUCGCGUUCGUCCAGUUUCCCCAGAUCUUCCCCGGAAUCAACAAGAAUGACAUCUAUGGCAACGAGUACAAGCGCCUCUAUCAAAUCAACCCUUUGGGUAUGGAUGGGUCAUGGGGACCUAAUUACCUUGGGACCGGCUGCUUUUUCCAGCGCCGGGCUUUCGCCGGCCCGGCUCUGUCGCCUCCGCAUCCAGAGAUCGUGCCGACAGGUUCUUCUAGCAGAAGCGGUGGCGGAGAGCGAAUUUGGCGCGCGGCAACCUUAGAAGCAGCCGAGAGAGUUGCUGGAUGUCAUUACGAGAAAGGGACUGAAUGGGGCUCCACCAUUGGGUUCAGGUAUGGUUCCCUGUCGGAGGAUUUUUUCACGGGCUACAGCAUGCAAUGUGAAGGGUGGCGGUCGGUGUUUUACAGUCCGGAGGAGCCAUCUUUUGUAGGCGACUUUCCUGCCACCUUGAAUGACUUGUUGUCUCAGUGCAAGAGGUGGUCGCUGGGGCUGUUGCAGGCGGGCUUCUCUUGUUCCAAGUGCCCCAUCACCUACGGCAUCCGAAGAGCCUCGUUCAUCACCGGAAUGUCCUAUGCACACAAUGCCUUCUGGCCUCUCUGGUCCAUACCCAUCACCAUCUAUGCGCUCCUCCCACAGUUUGCUCUGCUUCUUAGCAUGCCUCUCUUUCCCAAGGCAUCUGAUCCAUGGAUCUACCUCUACACGUACCUCUUCCUUGGCUCCUAUGGUCAAGACAUGAUUGAUUUCAUCAUGGAGGGCGGCACCUUUCAGAGGUGGUGGAGUGACCAGAGGAUAUGGCUGAUCAAAGGGGUUUCCUCUUUCCUAUUUGGCCUCAUUGAGUACCUCCUGCAACGGAUGGGCAUCUCCGUAGCUGGAUUCAACAUAACCAGCAAGGUGGUAGAUGAUCAAAUUGUUAAGAGAUAUAAGCAAGGUGCUUUUGAGUUCGGAACCGUGUCGCCAUUCUUCGUUACUAUUUCUGCUGCUGCAGUUAUCAGCCUGAUCUCACUGAUAGUUGGAGCAGUUAGGGCAGUGUCUCAGGGGGCUAUGGCCGAUAUGCUUGUUCAGCUGUUCAUAUCUGGCUUUGUUGUGGUGAAUUCUUGGCCGAUAUAUGAGGGCAUGUUUCUCAGGAAAGACAGCGGAAAGAUGCCCAAGAAGGUCACUGCGUUGGCCGGGUUGCUCGGCUGUGCUUUUUAUUUGACGGCAGAGUUUGCGAGGAAAGGCUAAUAUAUGUGAUCACUCUCUGUUGGCAUGGUCAUCGUGCUAUACAUCCUCAACAUAUCAUGUUCAUGCAGCAACAACUUGAGUUUCAUGUAGCAAUGAAUACCCAACAAUAUUGCCUUCAUAGUUUCUGCAAGCUCCCAAGCACAUCAUCAACUCCAUAAUGUUAUCAACAAACUUUGACAAUUGGAAUAUACUUGCUGAACAAUUGCUUAAUUUGUCUAUCCACAAUUUUAACUAGAAAGUUGUUGGUGGUACAACAUUUGUUUAGCUCAAUGCCUU